Molecule: messenger RNA, 820 nt
Organism: Octopus bimaculoides (California two-spot octopus)
Lineage: Eukaryota; Metazoa; Mollusca; Cephalopoda; Octopoda; Octopodidae
Product: myosin regulatory light chain 12A
Molecular function (GO): calcium ion binding
Source: RefSeq, a predicted model, not a curated record
AGUUGAUCUUACCCCCCCUCUCUCUUUCUCUCUCUCUCUCUCUCACUCUUUCUCUCUUUCUGUGUAUCUUGCUCCUGGUUCUUCUCAUUCCUUAACCAAAUUCUAAAACACUCGCUCCCGUCCAGACUCGUCUCAGCUACUUGGGUCUUUAAUAUUCAGCCAACCUCCAUUCAAGAUGUCAACCAAAAAGAGCCGAAAGGGAAAGCGGAACCGCACUCAGCGGUACACGUCCAAUGUGUUUGCCAUGUUCAACCAAGCACAAAUUCAGGAAUUCAAGGAAGCUUUCAACAUAAUUGAUCAGAACAGAGAUGGUUAUGUUGACAGAGAUGAUUUGCUGGACAUCCAGACAUCUCUUGGCAAAAACCCCACAGAAGAUGAGGCUGAUAUGAUGAUUAACCAAGCCCCUGGUCCUAUCAAUUUCACAAUGUUCCUUACAUUGUUCGGUGAAAAACUUAAUGGUACAGACCCUGAAGAUGUGAUCAAAAAUGCUUUCGCUUGUUUCGAUUUUGAAAAUUCAGGUCACAUCAACGAAGACUAUCUGCGAGAAUGUCUGGUUACCAUGGGAGACCGAUGGUCCGAAGAAAUGGUCGAUGAGCUCUUCCACGGCGCUCCAAUCAAAGGCGGCAAGUUUGAUUACCUUGAGUUCACAAGAACUCUGAAACAUGGUGCCAAUGAGAAAGAAGAUGAAAUUCCCACAAUACAGCAACCUCCAGUUAACCAAUCAGAAACCUGAACUGGUUUUUAGCUUUAAUUAUUUUUUUUUUUUUAACGAGGACUUUUAUCUUUUUUUUUUUUCUUUUAAUAAAUCCAUGAAAUAACA